Suillus paluster is the source of this 2159-nucleotide messenger RNA. Its product is annotated as WD40-repeat-containing domain protein. Bases 251 to 2068 code for a protein of 605 amino acids. Gene Ontology annotation, molecular function: protein binding. Lineage: Eukaryota; Fungi; Basidiomycota; Agaricomycetes; Boletales; Suillaceae. The transcript has 5 exons. The record is from RefSeq and is a predicted model, not a curated record.
UAAUUGACCACAAACCGCCAGAUUGACUUACCAGACGCUUAUGGUGACGAGCUACCAUGGCUGCUAGAUCCUUUGAAAGGCGGACCCUCGAGGAAACUUCAACCCCAGCAGAAUCCAAAAGAUUCACUCCGAAGCAUGAAUUUGAGGGACAUGAGGACGUUAUAUGGAGUUUCGUCUUCUUGCACGACAACGCCCACAUCGUGAGUGGUUCGUUUGACGGCACGAUGUGCAAGUGGAACUGCGACAUAGGAUGUCUUGUCGGAGAACCAUGGGAAGAGAAAGGUGGAAGGAUAUAUUCACUGGCGCUUUCACCGGACGGGAAGACGAUGCGUGCGGGAGGGCGGAUGGAAGUGUUCAGCGAUGGAACACUGAAGGAGAGAUGAUGGAAGGACGUUGGAAGGGUCAUAGCAAGGCGGUGUGGUCGCUCUCAUGGUCUCCCGGCGGAGGCCAUUUAGCCAGCGGGUCCAGCGAUGGAACAAUCCUCAUCCGAAAAGUAGAAACCGGAAAAGUCGAAGUGGGUCCAAUCAAGACGAAGCAAAAGGGGUGCUUACACUUGCAUAUUCACCUUCAGGAGAUAGAAUUGCAUCAGGCGGGUGGAACAAACAAUUUGCAUCUGGGACCGAAGACCGGCAAGCUUGUCGUCGGCCCCAUCAAAGGCCUGGGUAUUUCUGUGACGUCAUUGGUGUGGUCUUUGGACAGCAGCAAAAUCUAUUCCACUUGCGACGAAUUCGCACGUGUUUUCGACAGCACCUCAGGCGAACUACUCCAUCGCUUCGAGCAUGGCAGAUCCUUAUGGUCUAUCGCACUUUCACCCAAAAACAAUGUCCUUGCAUGUGUGGGCUUUGGUGGUGUCACACAGUUAUGGGACACAGAGUCACAUCAACCACUCGGUCAGCCAUUUCAGCAGGAGCGCCAAGACCUUUACUAUGUGUCGUUCUCUCGAGAUGGAACAUACCUGGCAUAUGGUGGAGGGAGGAAAAUCACUCUAUGGAUGGUCAAAGACAUAGCUCCUGAGCUUGCAGUGCCCACACUUCAACAGGAUCACAGUCAAGGCACACAGCAGGACACUCGACUUGAACCCCCAUCAUCCUCUUGCCUUGACGCUGAUGCUACAGGGGGUGAUGGUAUCAUCGAGGACGCGCACGAUGAUCCAUACAACAACUUUUUUGAGUCUCCCGAACCAUCUCUUCCUUUGGCAUUAUCUGGCCCCCGUCUCCACCGCCUAUUCUCAGGUCGCCACUUCCGGAACCUCAUCUCUCGACAUCGCCCUCCAGCAAACGAGUUCACUCCAGAACAGUGCAACAAGCGCAGUUUCUUUGCACGUCGUCUUCACCAAAACCCGCUUGUGCAUCCCACGCCCAACCAACCGAUACCUGGAGGGAAGGCUCGAGCAGGAGAAGAUCACGAGGAAAGCGACCAGUGUUCCGCGAAUGCUGUGCUCGACGCAAGCAAAGCAAACAAAGACGAAGAUGAUGAACCUUCCAUUGAUGCGCACACCCCACCACCCGAUGAUCCCACUUCCCCCGCCGAGCUCGACAGCGAAGACAAUCGCAUUAUCUGGAAAUGGCUGACACUCGGUCGAGGGAAUAAUCAAACGUCUGCCACAAUGGCUCCAACGAGGAGAUACGAACGCUCUCCCGAGGUCGUCGAUAUAUAUGCUGCGCGCGGGUUCCAGAGAUACGUUGCGAUGAAGCGGGUCCGCAAGACAAAGGCAUCAGCAGCUACGAGCGGUGCUACUCCCGCCGCAGAACACGCCAGUACCUCAUCACAAGCCGGUCCAUCAUCGCAAGUAGUCUUUGCCACUGCAACACACGCGAGUAGCUCUUCACAGGCGGGUCCAUCGUCGCAAGUUGUCUCUGUACAGGCAAUAUCGUCAUCGCAAGGUAUAGCUGUACACGGAGCGCAGCAUUCGCAAGGCACUGCAGGUUCAUCGUCACACGGUUCCCCAUCGCGCUUCGUCACGUAUCACACCGAGCAUGGCUCAGAUUCGGACUCGAGCAUAGAAGGCAGCUGCAACAGAUUCCUAGACAGAAUAUGUUUCCCUCGCGGACACUACCACGAUGAUUAGGGCGGUAUCGACUGGAUUUCAAUGUACGCUUUGGUUGUACGUUCCUUCGUAGAGGUGCUUUUACUUCCGCUCGCAACUCAUGAUACUGCAU